GGGUGGUGGCAAUGGCGGCGAUGCAGGUACGUGGCUAUGAGAGUCACAGCAACAUUAGGUGACACAAACGAUGGUUAUUGACAAUAUAGUGGCUACAUCGUCUUCUAACUUGGAUCUACCACUCAUGUGUUCACUAUGGGAUUAUAUGGAUAACCAACGUCCAUCUGCAAAAGUCCCCUUUAGGAAGUUAUGAAGAAGAACAGCCCAACACACGUCCCUCCGGACAGAAGAGGAAAAAGACAUGAUGCUCCCUCACCUAAAAAAGCUCACAAUCCUGUAGCAGAAUCAACAGCUGUCUCUGUUACUGGCGCUACAGGUGAAAGCAAGGUUAAAAAGCUUGAGGCAAUAGGACAGAAGUUUUCCGGAGGUCAAGUACAAGGUAGCGUCAGUACGUAUACUGGAGAUGUCAACGUCAACAUCCACAACAGUUCCUCCCGGCCAGAACUUGAAGAUCUUCACAUAGACUGUGAGACUGGACUGAAGCUUCGUGAACGUCUUGAUGCCAUGCAGCAAAGGAUAACAGACUUGGAGCGAAGAGUGUUGAAGCUCGAGAAAGAUGCAGAAGCAGAAACCAGGAUGUUGCCUUGGAUGCGAUCUGACGCCAGCGGACACUAUUCAGCUGAUGACGAUACAGAGUCGGUUUCAGACGCAGUUUCAGAAGGUGGACACAGGUUGGACACAGAAGGGAAGAUGCCUCACCUAACGUCCAUGUGGGAGAUACAAGAGGGCAACAUGAAGCUGAUCUACUAUGACAGGAACCACAUGCUGUAUGAAGCUUGUCGGGAGGGAAAGUUAGAGAUAGUAAAGAACAUUUUGUCAACUGGUUCUGUAGAUAUAAAUAACAAAUCCCAGGGUGGCUGGACACCUUUGCUUCUUGCAGCCAGUACAGGUCAAAAAGACAUAUUUGAUGUGUUGGUGAGGAAGGGGUGCAAUACCUCAGCACUGUUAGACAACGGCAACAAUAUCCUUCAUGUGGCAUGUUUAAGUGGCAAUACUGAUAUCAUAGAAUAUCUUACAGCAGUUGUCAGUAUUAACAGUAUAGGCAUGUAUGGCAGAACAGCUGUGAUGAAGGCGGCGGCUAUGGGCAAUAAAAACGUAUUCGAUCUCCUGGUGGGUAAAGGAUGUAACCUGUCAGCAGUGGAUGAUAAAGGUAACAACAUCCUUCACUUUGCCUGUUUUGGUGGCAAUGUGCACAUUGUCAAUUAUCUCAUCAAACACAAUAUAGCUGACAUAGAGAGCCGAGGCCAGGUAGGGAGAACACCGGUGCUGUUUGCAGCCGAGAUGGGUCAAAAGCAGGUGUUCGAUCUCCUGGUGUGUAAAGGAUAUAACCUGUCAGCAGUGGAUGAUAAAGGUAACAACAUCCUUCAUCUUGCCUGUUUUAGUGACAAUGUGUACAUUGUCGAGUAUCUCAUCACACACAAGAUAGCUGACAUAGAGAGCCGAGGCCAGGUAGGGAGAACACCGGUGCUGUUUGCAGCCGAGAUGGGUAAACAGCAGGUGUUCGAUCUCCUGGUGGGUAAAGGAUGUAACCUGUCAGCAGUGGAUGAUACAGGUAACAACAUCCUUCACCUUGCCUGUUUUAGUGACAAUGUGUACAUUGUCGAGUAUCUCAUCAAACACAAUAUAGCUGACAUAGAGAGCCAAGGCCAGGUAGGGAGAACACCGGUGCUGUUUGCAGCAGAGAAGGGGAAACAGCAGGUGUUUGAUCUCCUGGUGGGUAAAAGAUGUAACCUGUCAGCAGUGGAUGAUAAAGGUAACAACAUCCUUCACCUUGCCUCUUUUAGUGGCAAUGUGCACAUUGUCGAGCAUCUCAUCACACACAAGAUAGCUGACAUAGAGAGCCCAAGUUUGGUAGGGAGAACACCGGUGAUGUUUGCAGCAGGGCAGGGUAAACAACAGGUGUUCGAUCUCCUGGUGGGUAAAGGAUGUAACCUGUCAGUAAUGGAUAAUGAAGGUAACAACAUCCUACACCUUGCUGCAUUCACGGGGACAGUAGGAAUUGUAAACCGAGUUCUCUCAGAGUCAGCUGUAGAAGUAUCUGCCACAAACAACAGAGGUGAAACGCCAUUGCAGCCUGCACUGAGAAACAAACAUGGCGCUAUAGUGGAGAUUCUUAGAGCUAGAUCUGACACGCUGCUUUGAGUUUGGAGAACUAUUCAGGGCCAUAUCAAGGGGCUUAUAUCGGAGUGUCUCUGGAAGUGUACAUCAUUCAGAGCUGUCUGUGAUAAUUUCUUGUACAAAGAUAAAUGUCUUUUUUUACCUCACUGUAUUUACAGUUCAUGUACGGGAUAAAAUAAAUGUUUCAAAUCAUUAA
Molecule: messenger RNA, 2314 nt
Organism: Haliotis rufescens (red abalone)
Lineage: Eukaryota; Metazoa; Mollusca; Gastropoda; Lepetellida; Haliotidae
Product: putative ankyrin repeat protein RF_0381
Exons: 9
Coding region: 190-2142 (650 amino acids)
Molecular function (GO): protein binding
Source: RefSeq, a predicted model, not a curated record